Molecule: messenger RNA, 864 nt
Organism: Cucurbita moschata (crookneck pumpkin)
Lineage: Eukaryota; Viridiplantae; Streptophyta; Magnoliopsida; Cucurbitales; Cucurbitaceae
Product: probable RNA-binding protein ARP1
Exons: 3
Coding region: 253-678 (141 amino acids)
Molecular function (GO): RNA binding
Source: RefSeq, a predicted model, not a curated record
AAAUACAGAGAAAUACAGAGAAGCACUUCUCUCACUCACCUGUCAUUUCCGAUUCCAUCACCCACCAACCCACUUCUUCCACCUCCCCAUCCAGCAAAUUAGAGUUUGCAGCUGUCGGAGAUUUUCUCUCUCUCCUCUGCAAACAAUCUAUCAAAUUAUAACCACCAACGGCUUAAACCGUGUGGUUCACCGGCUGUGAUAUUUGAUGCAGAAGAAGAGAAGCUCGUGUACGACGUCGUUUUCGGGGAGGGCAUGGCGGCUUACCCACAUUACCGGUCGCAAUUUGGAGACACCACUUUCACUAAGGUCUUCGUGGGCGGCCUUGCUUGGGAGACUCCCACCGAGGAAAUGAGACGUUAUUUUGAGGAAUUUGGUGACAUUCUUGAAGCUGUUAUAAUUACUGAUAAAAUUACCUCUAAAUCCAAAGGCUAUGGCUUUGUUACGUUUCGUGACCCCGAGUCGGCUAAAAGGGCUUGUUUGAAUCCUAACCCGAUCAUUGACGGGCGACGAGCUAAUUGUAAUAUUGCUGCAUUGGGACGCCCUCGUCCUUCGCCUCCACGAGGACGACUUCAGAGUGGCGUAAAUGUGCAAUCGGCUUCGCCGUUGCAGUUGAACCUCCCGCCACUUCCUCCGCCACCUCCGGUUCUGUAUUCACCAUACGGGUUAGUUUUGUUUUAACUCUAAAAUUUUAAUUUUGCGCGUCGGAUUGAGCCGUAAAAAAGUUUAGAACUUUCGUUUGGAGAAGGCUAGGUUGUUGGUUUUAGUGGAUUAUCCUGUCAUGUGGUCGUAAUGAGUCAAAACAAUAAUCAACGUACCAACAACAAAACAGCUAAAACGAUAGCUUCUCGACUUAUUCAAUGUUUU